Messenger RNA from Pygocentrus nattereri (red-bellied piranha), 6883 nucleotides. It is a transcript of the gene col27a1b, whose product is annotated as collagen, type XXVII, alpha 1b. Gene Ontology annotation, molecular function: extracellular matrix structural constituent. The record is from RefSeq and is a predicted model, not a curated record. Bases 445 to 5547 code for a protein of 1700 amino acids. NCBI's taxonomy places the organism in Eukaryota, Metazoa, Chordata, Actinopteri, Characiformes, Serrasalmidae. The transcript is spliced from 61 exons.
CAGAGGGAGGUGUGCUUCACCGUGUCCUGAAAUUUCCUCAGCAUUCCUCCUCAACUUAGACUGCUGUUAGUCGCAGCGGCUCUCUCGCAAGGCGCUUGUCUUACAGCUCGGCGAGUCAUGGCCGGACCGACCUGGACUUAACUUUCCAGAGUUUUUCUGCAGCGGCUACUGGCUACACUUCCUCUCAGAUGGAGUCAUUCGUAUCGCGGCUUGUUGUAGGUCCUCCUCUCCUGAAGGAACAAGGUUUUGAUUUGGCAAUUGGAAAGCAGCACGACUCGUAGUAGCUCUACUACACUUCACUCUUUCUUUCUUCUUUUUUUGCUUCGACACCUUCACCAAGUAUUUUCGGGCUGUUUUAUUUUUCUUUUUUUUUGGAAUGGAAAUAGUCCACAUAAGCCUGUCAUGUCCUGACAAACACUCUCAAGAAAGAAUGAAGUAGCCGCGAUGGAGACGGACAAUGCCCCGUACUCCAAACUCAAACCAGCUGGAGUCGGGGGGAGAACUUUAUUUCUCUGCACGGUCCUCUACUGUACUUGCUAUCUGGGGUUGGCACAAGUACAGUUUGAAGAUGUGGACAUCCUCCAGAAGCUGGGUCUGGUUGGGAAGAAACCUACCACUGGGACACGCUCCACUCCACAGGGCGUCAUCCCCUUCAAGUCAGGAGUCAUCCUUACACAGCGGGCACGAAUUGAAGUGCCUGUGAGCUCUGUGGUGCCACUUGCUCUGGGCACAGAGUUCACCCUCAUCCUCAGUGUUUGCUCACAUCGCAUAAACAAUGCCUUCCUCUUUACUGUCGUGUCAAGGAGGAAGAGACUGCAGCUAGGGGUGCAGUUCAUCCCUGGGAAAAUUGUAGUCUAUGUGGGCCAAAAGAACUCUGUAAAUUUUGAUUAUGACAUCCACAAUGGCCAGUGGCACAACCUGGCUUUGGACGUCCAACCUCAAAGGGUUACUUUAUAUACUUCUUGUGGGAAGACAAGUGUACAUGCAAAUUUGCAUUUAAAAAAUGAAGAAACUCUGGAUCCAGAAGGCUCCUUUCUUUUGGGCAAAAUGAGCCACAACUCAGUGCAGUUUGAAGGAGCAAUCUGCCAGUUUGACAUUCAUCCUUCUGCUAAGGCAGCUCACAACUAUUGUAAGUACAUUAAAAAACAGUGCAGGGAAGCUGACACCUAUCGACCAAAUCUUCCGCCCAUUUUACCACUGUUACCCUUGGAUCCUAAUAUCUCCAUCACCGUUCGGACACCUGUUGCCGUAACUGAGCUAAUCAACAAAGGUUUUACCCCUAGUCUGUCACUAACACAAGGUAAGAUGAGGACUAACUCUGAAAGCCAUGGAGGUCUUAACUCUUCCAUCCUAACAACAUUACGGUCUGGUUCCUUGUCCCUGGCUGUACAAGGAACAGUGCCUCCGAGGACAGCCAAACCAACUCUACAACUUCCGGUACUGGCCAAAACAUCCACCGUUACUGUCCCUCUUAGGACCAGUGGGUCACCAACACUUCCCAAACCUACUCAACCAAGCAUCCCCAACAAGAACGGUCAUGAGAUAACUAAUAAAUCCCAGAAAUCCAAAGGGAACAGCAUGUCUGUGUCAGCCAGGCCAACCAGAACAAGGCCAAGUGUUCCUCCUUCUGCAGCCACCAAACUAAGGCCUUCUAGCAGUUACAGCCUUUUGCCUUCCUUAAAGAGGCAGGUUACCACUGUAGUUGUGAAGAGAUCUGUGCCAGAGGCGACCACCUUUCUGUCUUCCAAGCACACCUCGUUUGUCCCUGUCACUCCUGCUGCCACUGAUGGUUUUCAAACCUUCGACCUGGAGCCAACACAGUUUUCCCUCCUGGCUGGUCCACCUGGAUUGAAAGGAGAACCAGGACCACCGGGACCUCCAGGGCCUCCUGGCAAGCCAGGAUUACCAGGGAAACGAGGGCCCCGGGGUCCUCCAGGUCCACAUGGAAAUCCCGGUCGUCCAGGGCCUCACGGGCUCAAGGGAAGAAAGGGAGACCCUGGACUUUCACCUGGCAGGGCGCCAAAUGGAGCAAAAGGGGACCCUGGCAUAUUGGGCCUGCACGGACCACCUGGCCAAGCUGGUCGAAAGGGACAGAAAGGUCAUCCUGGACCACCUGGCCAUCCUGGAGAGCCUGGGGAGCGAGGGUCUGAUGGAAGUCCAGGUGCCAAAGGUUAUCCUGGCAGGCAGGGUUUGCCUGGGCCUAUAGGAAAUCCAGGACCCAAAGGAGUUAGGGGCUUCAUUGGAAUGCCUGGUCUCUUUGGUCUCCCAGGACCUGAUGGAGAAAGAGGUAUUCCUGGUGUUCCUGGGAAGAAGGGCAAGAUGGGUAGGCCGGGCUUUCCUGGAGAUUUUGGCGAGAGAGGACCUCCAGGGCCUGACGGAAACCCAGGGGAACUGGGUGCACCUGGUCCUACUGGAGUACCUGGCCUUAUUGGUGACAUGGGGCCUGUUGGGAUCAUAGGUCUUCCAGGACCUAUUGGACUCAAGGGGGUGCUGGGGAAUCCAGGAGAGCCUGGACUGAAAGGUGAUAAGGGUGAAGUUGGUUUGCCAGGAGAGCCCGGAGAGCCUGGUUUCCAAGGUGACAAGGGUAUUCAGGGUUUACCAGGUAUGCCAGGCAUCCGAGGGAAGUCGGGGCCACAGGGGAAGUCUGGAGAUCACGGCCCAGACGGUUUGCCCGGCCCCCCUGGCCCAGAGGGCUUUCCAGGUGAUAUUGGACCACCAGGACAGAAUGGCCCAGAAGGCCCAAAGGGGAAGCCAGGAGCACGAGGUAUACCUGGUCCAAGUGGAGCUGCCGGACUUGAGGGUGAUGAAGGGCCAGUUGGACCAGCCGGGUCACCAGGACUGGAGGGCAGGCCUGGGAGGAAGGGAUUCUCUGGAAAGCCAGGAGCGGAUGGGCCCAAGGGUGAGCCUGGAAUAACUGGAAAAGUUGGAAUGGUUGGGGAAAGGGGACUUGUGGGGUUUAUUGGGCCUGUUGGUGAGACUGGACUUCCGGGGGAGAAGGGUGACCGUGGAGAGAUGGGUCUACCAGGGCCGCCGGGAGAAAAGGGAGCGAUGGGACACCCAGGAACACCGGGCGAGCAAGGGGCACCUGGACCUCCAGGAAUACCUGGACCUUCCGGUUCGAGAGGACUCAGUGGCAACAGAGGACCUAAAGGAAUGAGGGGGGCACAGGGGCCUGAUGGACCAGCUGGGGAGAAAGGGUCAGUGGGAAGCAAGGGUCCGGAUGGUCCGCCAGGAAAGUUGGGUUUUCCAGGGCUGAUGGGAAAGAUCGGUGCAACAGGGGAAUCUGGAGCGCCAGGAUUUCCAGGCAUUCAAGGACCCUCUGGACCUCCUGGAGCAAAGGGAAUCCCAGGAGAGCCUGGACCUUCAGGACCAGCAGGAGCAAUGGGCCCUCUGGGAGAGAUUGGAAUGAAGGGCCCACCAGGAAAAGUUGGGGAAUUGGGCUUACCAGGAGAACCAGGAGAGAAGGGUGCUGUCGGGCCUCCUGGGAACAUUGGUGAACCCGGCUUGAUUGGACCAAGAGGUGAGCCUGGGCUUGAUGGCGAAGCUGGACCAAGCGGCCCUGACGGUGCCAAGGGUGAAAAGGGGGAUAUGGGAGUAGAGGGUGAUCAAGGAGAAAAAGGAGAAAUAGGACUGAAAGGAAAGGAGGGGCACCCCGGAGAUCCUGGCUUAGUUGGCGUCAGGGGUCCUGAAGGCAAACCUGGAAAAAUUGGAGAGCGGGGUAAACCAGGAGAGAGAGGUAGCAAGGGUCACCAAGGUCACCUCGGUGAGACUGGGGAAGUUGGCGACCAGGGACCUGUGGGUUUCCCUGGGCCAAAAGGAAGCAGAGGAACCAUCGGAUUUGUGGGUGCACCUGGAAAAAUGGGCAUACAAGGAGAGCCAGGCCUGUCUGGAUAUGAAGGUCACCAAGGACCUCAAGGUCCAAUUGGCCCCCCAGGACCAAAAGGCACAAAGGGUGAGCAAGGGGAUGAUGGGAAGACUGAAGGUCCCGCUGGUCCUCCAGGUGACAUCGGCCCUGUUGGACAUAGAGGAGACAGAGGAGAACCAGGUGACCCUGGCUACCCAGGUCAGCCAGGUGUAGACGGCGAAAGAGGAAAACCUGGGGCUCCAGGAUUACCUGGAAGUCCUGGUCCAAGUGGCGUACAAGGGCCCAAAGGAUCCAAAGGCAGCCAAGGUUUGAAAGGCAAAAAGGGUGUUCAAGGUGAAUCUGGCAGCAGAGGGUCCUCUGGUACUGUCGGUCUCCCUGGUCCCAGAGGAGUUGUCGGCCGAGAGGGACUUGAGGGCAUGCCUGGCAUGGAUGGACCUCCUGGAAAAGAUGGGAGCAAAGGAAUGCCAGGGGAGCAGGGAAGCGAUGGAGAAAUUGGUUUACCUGGAAACGCAGGUCCCCGUGGCAACACAGGACCACCAGGCUUGCGAGGCAGUCAAGGCUCCUUUGGACCAAAGGGUGAGAGAGGUCUUCCAGGUGAGACUGGACCCAUAGGCAAGCGUGGAAUCCCCGGAGGCAUGGGCAUGCAAGGGAAGCAGGGUGACCCUGGGGUUAAAGGACAACCUGGGGAUCCUGGUGCACAGGGAUUCCCUGGAAUUCUUGGAAUGUUUGGACCUAAGGGUCCACCAGGUGAUAUUGGCCCUUCUGGCAUCCAGGGGCCAAAAGGACCACAAGGCUUGAUGGGAAGGGAAGGCACCAUUGGACCAGUCGGGAUCAUUGGCCCCAGUGGAUAUCCAGGACCACAGGGGGACAAAGGAAGUCGAGGGGAAACGGGUGUACCAGGACCAAGGGGACCUCCAGGUCCUCAAGGACCACCGGGACCCCCAGGCCCACCUGGUGUUCCUCUGUCACUUAAAAAUGAGGCGCUUGGUGCGGCUUUUCAAGUUAUAAUUGAUUCCUACUCUGCACUGAGUUCUGAGACAUACUCAGACGUGGACCUCCCCAUGCUGGACCAGGGAACAGAGAUCUUUAAGACCCUUCACUACCUCAGUAACCUGAUCUACAGCAUCAAGAACCCACUGGGAACCCAGGAGAAUCCAGCCAGGAUGUGCAGGGACCUGCUGAACUGUGAGCAAAGGAUGAACGAUGGCACUUACUGGAUUGACCCAAACUUGGGCUGCUCAUCUGACACAAUUGAAGUGACCUGCAACUUCACCGGAGGAGGCCAGACCUGCCUGAGGCCAGUUACUGUGUCCAAGUUGGAGAUGGGUGUGGGUCUCAUCCAGAUGAACUUCAUCCACCUGCUGAGCUCUGAGGCUGUACAGCUCCUCACCAUCCACUGCCUGAAUGUACCUGUAUGGGCUACAGCAGCCUCCAGACCUCCUUCCCCAAACGCUGUGCUGUUCAAAGCCUGGAAUGGACAGAUGAUUCAGGCUGGAGGGCUCAUUCAGCCUGAGCUGCUGAAGGAUGACUGUUGGAUGACAGAUGGACGGUGGCAUCAGACCCAGUUCCAGUUUCGGACACAGGACCCAAACCUACUGCCGAUAGUGGAUGUGCUCAACCUUCCCAGCGCCAAACCUGGAUCUAACUACCACCUGGAAGUGGGGCCCGUGUGCUUCUUAUAGAGAGCAGAGGAACAGGCUGUGAACCUUUUUACUCAGCAGAGAGAGACACAGAGACAUAUGGAGGACUAUGGUCCAGAAAUCUCUGCUCCAGUUUAGACUGCAAACCCGAGACACGUGGAAGACAAGAUCCAGAGCGUUUUGGGGGAGAACAGGACUUCUCACCCCAACAGCUCUGUGGACAAAAUGCUCUUUUUCUUUGAAGGGCUACUUCCUUUCUUCUGUUUUUGUACCUGAGACUUGGAAAACUGAGCAAUGCUCUCGUCUCGAACUGUAAGAAAAGUUAAUUUAUUCACACGGUUUUGCAAAAGUCCCGUCUCCUAUUGCAAACAGGUGAAGAAAAGGAAGCUACACAUGUAUUUGCAUUUACAGUACUUUUGUAUCAUUUUGUAACACAUAUGUAUUUAUACAUGUAUGUAUAUUUUCUGUAAAGUGCAAUAGAAACCAGAGAGAUUUUGUUGUAUAAAGAUGAAUCCUAUAUUUGGCUGUUCUAGGGAAUCUAGGUUUACUGUCAAACUGUUCAGGUUUGGUGGCUGAGUCAAGUGAGUGCACACAAACACGCUCCAGCGCGUAUCUAAGUCAGGUUUCGUUCACAAUUCCGGGAGGUGGAUUCAGACUUGAAAGUGUCAUUAAAUGUCUACCUCCAAUCUCACAUUUUUAUGGUGCUUUAGGAAAAUCAGCUUCAAACAAAUACAUAGAUAUGUCUCCUGUGGUUGAACUGCAUAUGAAAAGCAAGGUUGUGCUUACAUCCAUCAAAUGUCUAUAAAUUAAGUGCCUUUUGUACUUUGAAAGGGAAUAUUUUUGUAUAAACAGAAAAAAGAAAAAACAGUGUCCUUUUAUGCAGCCAUAUUUUCACAGACGUUCUUGUGCCUCAUCUGUACAUUUCUUUGGACUCUAUAAAGGUGUUAACAAAAAAGUGUUUUAUAAAUUCUGGCUUUGUUGAGUCUGAAAGCUGCCACCUUUGCCAGGACAAGCUAAGCUACAGUGUUUUAAUAUUCCUCGUUUAAACAGGCAGUUUGUGGUACCUCUAAGCAUAGUCCACGUACAUGAUAGAUAAAAUCACCAGAAACGCAAACACUCCUGUUAGCACUUCAUUCAGUUCCACAAGCCCUGUCUGACUGCACAUAUGAUCAUUUGCCCUUGACAAAGUGGCUGUUCUUCUUGCUCUGAGAACAUCUUUCGUACUGUGUAAAAGUCAGAGACCACCCUUAAUGGAUUUCAUUUCAACACAAAAAUAGCCAUGAAGUGCACGUUAUUCAUUUUUCAUCAUCAGGGAAAAAAGCAGGAAGCAAAUGUUUAACAGAAAAUGACAGAAGCCUCAACAAGUAAGUAUAAUAGU